This is a messenger RNA of Pelobates fuscus (common spadefoot toad), 4642 nucleotides long. It is a transcript of the gene PDE5A, whose product is annotated as phosphodiesterase 5A. Lineage: Eukaryota; Metazoa; Chordata; Amphibia; Anura; Pelobatidae. The transcript is spliced from 21 exons. The coding region runs from base 264 to 2843 and encodes 859 amino acids. Gene Ontology annotation, biological process: signal transduction. Gene Ontology annotation, molecular function: protein binding; 3',5'-cyclic-nucleotide phosphodiesterase activity. The record is from RefSeq and is a predicted model, not a curated record.
UCUAUACCACCAGAAGGCUAAUGUAGCUUUCCAUCAACCCGAGUCCCAUGGAGACACCACAACAACCCUCUGAUGGCCUCACACUGUCUGCCCAGUCUCAGAGUGCACACUAAUUAAAGCUGUAACAAUUUCCUAACAAUCACAGCGAAACCCUUCUACAUUGUGCUUAGAGGCAGUUGCUUGUAGUGAGUUGUGUGCCUUGAUUUGCUGUUAUCCUCCUCCUCCCACCUCCUACUUCUCUACAGGGAUCGACCUCACACACCAUGGAGGGCAGCUGCAGCCUGCAACCCCAGGAUCAUGAGGGCAUAAUAGAGUCCUGGCUGGAUGAUCACUGGGACUUCACACACUCUUAUUUUGUUAGAAAAGCUACAAGAGAGAUGGUCAACGCAUGGUUUGCUGAAAGGGUUCAUACAAUACCAACCGCUAAAGAGGGAGGAAAAGACGACACAGAGAUUACCCAGCAGACCUCUCUUUCUGAAAAUACUAGUCAGGGGACUCCAGUUAGAAAGAUCUCUGCAUCAGAGUUUGAUAGGCCUUUAAGGCCCAUAGUUGUUAAAGACUCUGUCGGAACGUUGACAUUCCUGUCUGAUUCUGAAAAGAAGGAACAGAUGCCUCUGCAACCCCCCAGUGUAAUUAGCACAGGUGACCAAUGCUCAAGGCUUCUGGAACUAGUGAAGGAUAUUUCAAGCCAUCUUGACGUCACUGCCUUGUGUCAUAAAAUAUUCUUGCACAUUCAUGAACUAAUUGAGGCGGAUCGUUAUUCACUUUUUUUAGUCUGUGAAGAUAGUUCUAAUGAGAAGUUUUUGGUCAGUAGACUGUUUGAUGUCACGGAAGGCACAACUCCUGAACAGGCUUCAAACAACUGUAUCCGUUUGGAGUGGAGUAAAGGCAUAGUGGGAUAUGUAGCAGAGUUUGGUCAACCUUUAAACAUUAAAGAUGCAUACAAGGAUUCCAGAUUCAAUGCGGAAGUCGACCAAAUUACUGGGUACAAAACGCAAAGUAUUCUUUGUAUGCCAAUUAAGAACCACAGAGAAGAGGUGGUUGGUGUUGCCCAAGCAAUCAAUAAGAAAUCAGGAAGCAAUGGGACAUUCACAGAGCAAGAUGAAAAGGACUUUGCGGCUUAUCUGGCAUUCUGUGGCAUAGUUCUGCACAACGCACAACUGUAUGAGACAUCACUUCUUGAGAACAAGCGGAACCAGGUACUUCUUGACCUUGCAAGCUUGAUAUUUGAGGAGCAGCAGUCGCUAGAAGUCAUCUUGAAGAAGAUAGCCGCAACAAUUUUAUCGUUCAUGCAAGCUCAGAGAUGCACCAUCUUCAUAGUGGAUGAAGACUGCCCUGACACCUUUUCCCGUGUUUUCCAUAUGGAGUCUGAAGAAUUAAAUAGUUCUGCAGAUGCUGUAAAAAGGAAAUAUGAUGUUAGCAAAAUGAAUUACAUGUAUGCUCAGUAUGUAACAAGAACAAUGGAGCCACUUAACAUCCUUGACAUCUGCAAGGACAAAAGAUUUUCAUGGACCAAUGGAAAUGGAGAGAAUACACUCAUGGAUACCAAGAGCCUGUUGUGCACCCCAAUUAAGAAUGGAAAGAAAAAUAAAGUGAUAGGUGUUUGCCAGCUUAUAAACAAGGUGGAUGAGAAUUCCGGCAAAAUCAAAUCUUUCAACACAAAUGAUGAACAGUUUCUCGAAGCAUUUGCCAUAUUCUGUGGCCUGGGGAUUCAGAACACCCAGAUGUAUGAGGUUGUGGAGCGUGCAAUGGCCAAACAGAUGGUCACACUAGAGAUCCUUUCAUAUCAUGCAUCUGCUGCUGAGGAAGAAACAAUGGAGCUGCAGGUAACAGCGGGAGCGGUUGUGCCUUCUGCACAAUCACUUAGAUUAACAGACUUCUACUUCAGUGACUUUGAGCUUUCUGACAUGGAAACCACAUUAGCCACAAGUCGAAUGUUCACUGACCUUAACCUUGUUCAGACCUUCCAAAUGAAAUAUGAGACCCUUUGUAGAUGGAUUCUGAGCGUAAAAAAGAACUACAGGAAGCAUGUUGCAUAUCACAACUGGAGACAUGCCUUCAACACAGCCCAGUGUAUGUUUGCAUCUCUGAAAACCGGCAAGAUCCAGCACAAACUGACUGAUCUGGAAACACUUGCUUUGAUGAUAGCCACUUUGAGUCAUGACUUGGACCACCGAGGGGUUAACAAUUCAUUUAUACAGCGGAGCGAACAUCCUUUAGCACAACUGUACUGCCAUUCCAUAAUGGAGAACCACCAUUUUGACCAAUGCCUCAUGAUAUUAAAUAGUCAGGGUAACCAGAUUCUGAGCGGCCUUUCUGUUGAAGACUACAAGUCUGUGUUGAGAAUGAUAAAGCAGGCUAUUCUUGCAACGGACUUGGCACUUUAUAUUAAGAGGAGAAGUGAUUUUUUUGAAUUAGUUAAAAAGAAACAAUUGAGAUGGGAUGACCCUGCUCAAAAAGAAUUGAUUUUCGCAAUGUUGAUGACUGCUUGUGAUUUGUCUGCAAUAACAAAACCUUGGCCAGUUCAGCAGCGGAUAGCUGAGCUUGUAGCUUCAGAAUUUUACGAACAAGGGGAUAAAGAGAGAAAGGAACUCAACAUUGAGCCUAUAGAUUUGAUGAACAGAGACAAGAAGGAUAAAAUACCCAGCAUGCAGGUUGGAUUUAUUGAUGCCGUCUGUCUGGAGCUUUAUGAGGCCAUAACACAGGUAUCUGAAUCCUGUUUCCCAUUACUUGAGGGUUGCCAGAAGAACAAACAGAAAUGGCAGGUGCUAGCUGAACAGCAAGAGAAGAAUGUGGUGAAUGGAGAGAUCAACCAGCUGAAUCUGAACUGUGACUUGGAUUAAGGGAAACAGCAAUAUCUAUAAUAUUGUGGUACAAAUAGCAUUACACUGUUUGGAAGCUUUUACAUGUUGCCACUAUUAUAUUUAUUAGUGUCACGUACACGGGUUGUUUGCUAACGUGAGAAUUCAAAGGGAAUUUAACAUUUAAGGCCAUAGUAACCAAACUUAAAGCAUAGCCGACUUAGAGAAUGUUUCCAGUUUGGCCUUAAGUUUAAAAUUCACUUUGAAUUCUCUUUUUAGUGGAUAACCAUGACAGUGUUUUGUUUAUAGAGAAUGUAAAUGGAAGUAUAUUCUAAUAGUUCUUUGAAGAUGUACAUUCCCUAAUGUAUGACAAUGUAUGACAUUAGGAAGAGAGAUACCAAUUGAUGUCUACCUUCCAUUCAUAUUGUCAUUUUAGGACCAGUCAGUGCCUUAUUGAAUAGGUGACUUUUUUCGUUAGCAACACUUCUCCUAUGAUGCAGCAAACACACUGUGCAUUCGAACAGACAACGCAGGCACAUUACAAUGCACUUCACAGUCUUGUUAACUUCCUAUUAAUCAAGAAUUAAACAGCACUUUAUGAUAGACAGAAACAAAGUACACCAAUUGUUUACAUUCCUAUUGCAUAUUUCCUCCUGUGUUCAUAAACCUUUCUAGUAUGUUGGGGGCAGCAUAACAUGAAAAAAAAAAAUCUACUUUUAUUAUUCUAAAGAAUGGCAAAGAAUUCUAGGAAAUGUCCACAAUUAGCAAAAUCUCCAGCACAAUAAUCUGUUCCUUAAGGAAGUGAAGAUUUUAGUGGUGCUCAACAUUUCGUACACAUGUCCUUCAUCAAGCUCGGAUAUCUGUUCUUUAUAAGAAUAAGAACUUGUCCAUGCGUGCUUGUCCAUUUUGUAAAUAUAUUUAUAUUGUGAAAUGUAUUCCAAACAGCCAAGGAUCCAAGGCUUUAUAAACCCCCGUUAUAAAAUGUUUAAAAAAUACACGACUAAACGGCACAGUAAAGGUACAAACAUUGUAUGGAAAUGUAUAAUAACAAUCCUCUCUCCCUAUCUUAUACAGCAUACAUUUGUAGUCUCAUUCAUUUGAUAGAGCCCUGUAUCAAGAAUGCCCCCUGUGAUACCUGCUUGCUUAUUAUUGCCUAUAAUUGUUACAUGCCCAUAUAAAGUUGCUGGUGGAUAUCUGCAGUGGCAUUCUAGGUGCUAGCCUUAGUAAAUUGAGGCAAAAGGAUAAUCAUUUUUGGGAAGAAUGUGGUACAUUUGUUAGGCAAAGAGAACAGGGUAAAAAAGGCUACCAUGUUCUAUAGCCAGGUAAAUAAAGUAUAUUUUUAACCAUUUACAGAAUGUGUGAAAUGACACAGGCUCCACUUAAAUGGAGAUACUCAAGAAAAAAAAAAGGUUCUGCCAUUUUGAAGUUCCCCAUUGUGAUCAAUGAGUUUUUCACUAAAGUAAAGGCUUUAUUUACUAAAAUGAAAAUUCAAAGUGAAUUUCAAAUUUAAGGCCAAAAUAGCCUAACUGGAAAAACUAUCCUAGCCAGCUUUCCUUCUAGCUUGGCUACUUUGGCCUUAAAGUUAAAAUUCCCUUUAAAUUCUGAACAGUUCUCACUUAGUAAAUUAACCUGAUUGACUAGACCACUUCGUCUCAUUCAAGUGUAAAACAUUGCAGCUUUAGAGAAACUGCAAAGUUUAAAUUGCAGGGUUAACACUGCCUCUAGUGGCUGUCUACCAGAGGCGCUUCCUGCAGUUUCACAGAGUUUAAAGGAUCACUAUAGUGUCAGGAACACAAACAUGUAUUUCUGACCCUAUAGUGUUAAAACCACCAACUAGCCCC